Messenger RNA from Cottoperca gobio, 6215 nucleotides. It is a transcript of the gene slc35d3, whose product is annotated as solute carrier family 35 member D3. NCBI's taxonomy places the organism in Eukaryota, Metazoa, Chordata, Actinopteri, Perciformes, Bovichtidae. The transcript is spliced from 4 exons. Bases 64 to 1407 code for a protein of 447 amino acids. The record is from RefSeq and is a predicted model, not a curated record.
CCCGGCACCGACAGGACUUUCUAUCUCCUGUAUGACUUUCUCUAGAGCGACCAGCAGACCACCAUGGAUCUGUUUAAGAGCCGCUUUUUGGGGAUUGGCGUGGCCGUUGCGCACGGCGUUUUCUCCGGCUCCCUGAACAUCUUGCUGAAGUUCCUCAUCAGUAAUUAUCAAUUCAACUUCCUGACGCUCAUCCAGCUCCUGACCAGCAGCACCGCGGCGCUCACUCUGGAGAUCCUCCGGCGGCUGGGGAAGGUCAAGGUCCCGCCGUUCAGCGUGGAGCUAUCCAAGGAGUUUGGCCCGGUGUGUAUCCUCUCCACGCUGCAGUCCACGCUCACUCUUUGGUCUCUGCGCGGCCUCAGCUUGCCCAUGUACGUCGUGUUCAAGCGCUGCCUGCCGCUCUUCACGCUCAGCAUCGGCGUGUGCGUGCUGAGGAACGGCGUGCCGUCUAUCGGCGUGGUGAUCGCCGUGAUCAUCACCACCAGUGGAGCUGCACUGGCUGGUGCUGGUGAUCUCACCGGUGACCCCUUCGGUUACGUCACUGGCGUGCUGGCGGUCAUCAUCCACGCCUCCUACCUGGUCCUGAUCCAGAAGACCAGUCUGGACAGCGAGUACGGGCCGCUCACAGCGCAGUACGCCAUCGCCAUCAUGGCCUCACCGGUGCUCCUGGUGUGCUCCCUCAUCUCCUUGGACACCAUCAACAUGUGGUCGUACGAGGGCUGGAAGGACCCCCACAUCACGGUCAUCUUCUUCUUCUGCGUCUUCAUCGGCUGCGCCAUGAACUUCACCACGCUGCACUGCACCUACAUCAACUCCGCGGUCACCACCAGCUUCGUUGGUGUGGUCAAGAGCAUCGCCACCAUCACCGUCGGGAUGCUGGCGUUCACUGACGUCGCACCGACGAGGCUGUUCAUCGGCGGAGUGGUGGUCAACACCGUCGGCUCCAUCACCUACUGCGUGGUCAAAUAUUUUGAGACGAGGAAGAAGAGCUUGUACGAGGAUCUGGAGGAGGCUGGGAAAGAUGGAGCCCUGCCUGGCGAGCCUCACAGAGAGAAACCGCCUCUGAAUGGCGACGGGCCUGCCGCCAGUGCCGGAUCUAAUCCAGGACACCCAGAGAUAGAGGGUGUGUUGAGCAGUGACAGGAAGGAGGAGGUAGCGCCAGCUGGCUUGGCUAACGGAGAGGUGUGGACAGGAGCUGGUGCACAAGGAGACGGAGAAGCAGGCGCGAAUUCCCGCGUCAUGACGGAAACGGAGGUGCUGGAGAUGCAGAGGGAGCACCUCCACAGGGAGACCCCCACCCCCGGGCAGUCGCUCAGUGACAGCUACGUCGGGGUGUGGAGGUCCAUCAGACAUCUGCAGUUCACGAAGAAAGACCCUUUGAUUGAUAACAUGGAGCAGCAGAGUCCGUAAGGGCAGGACAGAGACCUGGACUGACUCUAGAAAAGAAAAUUGGGAAUGAAAUAGAGAAUAAAAAAAGUCUUGAACAUACUGCAGAAACCAGAGAAGAAGAAAAAGAGACUAAAUACAAUGACUAAAGCUCAGUGUCCACCGGGAACUUCUUUUAUUAGCGUUAGCAGUGCUGAAGAAAUGCUUGUUGGAAACAUGUUUGCUGCUGUUGCUGUGAUACCUCGAUGAAAGCUGUAGUGUUUGUGCUAAAGGUUCAAUUUCAGGCUCUCGCUUUUGUUAAAAGCAGGAAACAGAAAGUAAUUUUCUUUGUUUAUAAUGAGAAUUAAAAAGAGGUUCCUGGUGGAAAAAGUGGAUGAAGAGUUUUGGGAGAAGCUGACAGUCAGAGAUAAAGUCUCCCCCAGCUCUGCGGCGUCCGGCGGGGACCAGGCUGGCCGCCGUGUAGCAUGAUUUGGUGUGCGUCCCCUCGGAUUAGCCAGCUAUCCAAACUAAAGCAGUUCUCGUAGAAAAAGAGUGCAUCUUGUGCAAACAUCCAACCAGGGAACAAACAGCAGCAGACGCCUGAAGGUUUCUGUUUUGUUAUUUGAACAUCUGGAGGGGUUCUUGUUUCUGAUUGGCUGGAGGCUCUGAAUUAAAACCUUUAAUGCACAUGUGGAUCAGAUUACGUUUAUAAAAGCAUGCGCUGGUCACAAAAUGCGAACGGCUAUGUUUGUUUGUUUGUUUGUUUGUUUGUUUGUUUGAGUCUGAAAAUGAGUUUGUCUCCCUGUCACCCUGCAGGUCCACCGUCACAGCUGUUAACUGUUGGUUUACUUUGUGUCUGCUUAACUUCAGGGACAGACAACUGUCAGCGCCUGCUUUGAUGCAUGCAGGGAAAUGGAGUGAAAGAAAAUAUAAAAUGUGGUGUCAUGUUGGGCUUCAAUGUAUGUUCUGCUCAUACCUUCGUAAGGUAUUUAAUCUUUCUUGCUUCAUUCUCACACAGAAUGAACACACACAUUUGCACAGCUAACGAGGUGGUGCAUUCUUAUUAUCACAUUUGCGUAGCUUAGCAUAAAGACUGGAAGCAAACAGCUAGCUUGAUGCACAACAUAGAUUGAGCUCACUAACUGCCACUGAACAUUUUUGUUAUUGUUGAUGAAUCGUUUGGACCCUUUUAGUGUCGACGUCAUGAUUACGUCCCGGUGUUAGCUGGAGGUGAAACAAAGGAAACAUGAAUCUCCUUUAGAGUCGUUGGUCACUGUGAUAAGAUGCAAGAAUUAUACUGAGACGAUCAUCAGAAAUCUUCAUAUCAGAUAAGUUUAAAUGUAUAGAUAUGUGCUGAAAGUGUUGCCCACCUAAUUAUAAAUUGGGGAAAUAGGAGGAAUAAUGUUCAGGUAACUCCAGUAGCUGACAACUAGUGAAGUUAAAGCUGCAUGUUUACAACAGAGACUCGUAUCGUCUUCAGCCAUUGUUAAAAAAACAAGCCAACAAAACCUGCUAGCCAGCGUUAGCUAACAUGUUCUCCACCUACGCUCCACCCACAAACAGAAAGGGGUUGUAUAAAAGUGAAGUGUCCAUCACAGUUUAAGUUAAGUGAAGUUGUAAUGUUUUGUGCAACAAAAAGUCAGUAAAAAAUAUUCAGUUUGCUUUUACAUAAAAUAGAAAAGCAGCAAAUCCUCCAAUAAAAAGUGGAGAAUAUUUCUCUCUUUUGGAUCAGAAUCUGCAUCGAAUAACUUGGAUUCUCACCAAAAAUGUGAACUUUCCACCAAAUUGAAUUGAAUAUUUGGAGGUUUUAAGAUGUUCUGCAGAGACAGAACAUACAAGAUCUGUUUCCAGUUUAAUGCAAACCUGUAAUGUUCAUGUAGCUGAGCAUUGCUACAGCAUCACAACGUGCAGCUCCAAACAUUCAUCUCAUCUCGAAACACCGUCUCUGUCCACACACAAAGCUACAGGCGUCUUGAAUUGUGUGGAGAGAAAAAGCUGUCAAGUGGUGAGAUUGAUUGGUAUUGAUUUUUGUUCUCACACUCCAAACUUCAUUUAACGGUACGAAGGACCUGAUGUCCCCACGGGCUGCAGCAGACAGGGUGUGGGCUGUUUGCUGCUUUAUCUGUUGUUUUGACCAUCGACGUCUCAUUAAAAAGAUACGUAUAGUUGUUAAAGCAUGACGUGUGACUUGUUUGGUGUUGCAGGUAUGUGUUUGGGUGAUAAUGAGUCAGUGGGCACCACCAUGAUGAACUGUUGAUGUGUAAUGUUUUGCUGUAACUGUCCAGGUUCUCGAGGCAAGAUGCCAAACGUGCAUGAAUGUAUUUUAAAUGUUUUGUUUCUUUCCACCAAAUCUGAAUUAGGUUGAAUGUGGACACACAUUGAAAUGAACCAAAACAACUAAAUCAAGUACACAUUAUUGUUUCUUACGAGGCAGCUGACAUUAAAGCGUCUUCAUGUUUCUCAAGUUCCCCCUUUAAUGCAUUUAUUCUGCAGAUUGUAGGCCCACCUUUCUCCACUAAUCGAUCAGUUCAUUGUCAAACCGGCCACAUCAUUUGUUCAAUCUAACUAAACAACGCAAGAAAAUUAGGAUUUAGCUUCAUUUUACACUUCUAUAACUUCCCAAUAAUUUCAUUUGACGUUUCCUCGAAAUAACCAAUUAUAGAGGAAAUGAAGAUACUCGAGUGUACACUUCCAAUUAAUACAUUCCAAUUAAUUAUUUAAUGAAUUGCUGCCAUAACCUCUUUCUUUCUGUUUCAAUCGGUGCACAGCAGGUCGUCUGAGCAUGCAGAAACCUAUCAUUGAUCCAAAAAUGAGCAUACAGCUUCAAAUAAUCUGAGAAAAAUGGGGUUCAAUAUAAUUUAUAUUUCCCCUAUAUUUUAUAUAAUUAUUACGAAUUGCGCAGUUUUUUCAGGAAUAUUCCUAGAAAACUAUUAUGAGAAUUCUGUAUGCAGAAGAAGUUCAUUGCAGUUAAAUGCAGAACGUGAAUGUUUUUCUUUCUGUCGUGUUAUGUUCUAAAUAACAGAGUGCAAAGCAAAUACGUUAUUUGGAAAGCAGUUAUCAACUGUGAUGGACACAAGCAGCAUGUUGGAAGACUGACAAGUAAAUAAACAUUCUGGUGCCAAGUAACUUUGUGAAAAGAGCAGACGAAACGUGUUCUGCAUGAAAAAUGAUUUUUCUCUCUUUCUGCGAGAAGUUUUCAUGUUUUUGUUCGACCAAAAUAAAGCUGAAAAAUAAAGCUCAUUUAAAAAAAUGUUUCCAGGUUGUAUAGAAAAAAAAGCUUAAUAUCUGAGAGAUGGCAGUUUUUUUUAGCAAACGUUUUGUUUUGUGGUGAAGCUAACAAUAUGACAACAUGGUCUCCUUCAGUAGUUUGAUCUCUAAACUCGUUGACUCACGAAGAGACUUGGACUCAACGUCCAGCAAAUAUAUUUUCAAAGAGACUCAUGUGGCCCAAACUUUCACCUCCUCAUCGUGUCGUUAUCAAAGUUUGAAAACUUUAUUUAGUCCUUAUAUUCCAACAGCUAAAGCUUUGAACCUUGUAGCAAUUUGGAGAAAUUAAUAAAAGGAAAUCUUUGCUGUAACAUAACAUGUUUAAAGAAGUUGAUUUAAAGUUUACACUUUUAACACAAUGUGUGCUUGUUUCUAUGAUGGUUAGCUGCAUUGACAAUUUAUUCCUAAAGGCUGAUGCAUGCCUAUGUAAAGUUAGCUCUAGCUAUUAGCUAACACUAAAGCUGUGGUAAAACUAAUGUCUGUUUUGGAUCGUUAACAUUUAUGUGAAACAAAAACCAAGAGGAAAGGUGACAAGAUAAAUGUAACAUGAAUUAACUGUUAAUAUGUUUGGAACAGCUCAUCACAUUUAAAGUCCGUUUGGAGUGACAGUGAAACCUGCGGGGAUGCUAACGUGCUAACGUGCUAAUGUGUAAAAGACAAAAGUUCAAUGUAUCCUGUUGACCUGUCAGUCAUAUUGAUGGCUUGUUAUUGACACGACGGGGUUCAGCGAGAGCAGCUCACUUGGCCCGCACACACACAUACAUGUGUACCAUACUUGUGAGGACCUAGUCUGAACACAGCCAGUGCACUUUGCACUAGAAAGUAAUAUGGACAAUUAAUCAAAUUAGACAAUGUAUGUUAAUGCUUUUAGAGAUGACUGAAUUCAGAAUUCACCUCCGUAUUGAUGAAAGGUUGUCUAGUGAGAACCAGCCCGACACGGCGUUAUUACAUUUCUGGAGUUUGAGCUGCUAAAAGUUUGAAAAUCUGGCUCGUGAAUCUGUAAACUGAUCAGAGCGCAAAUAAACAAGCCACCAUGACCACAGUCAAUAUGUCUGCAGAACCUGUUGCUCAAUAACUGAGAUAAAUGUUAUAUUCUAAAAAACUGUGUCUUGUGUUUUGGGAUUAAAUAAGAUCGAAUUUCACACAGAUCAACUUUAGCUGUUAGAGGUUCAACUGCCGACCGUGAUUAACCCAAAUAUGUAAUUAUUUAUAUAUAAUGUAAUUUUUUGUUAAAUGAGGCAUCAGACAGACAUGUCCUUACUUUUACAACGUACAAGACUACACUCACGCACACACACACACACGCACACGCACAGACAUAUGGUGGAUAUUGAAUUACUUCCCGUGGUGUUUUGAGAAACUUGGACUGGAACACAAGCUAAGAAACAAUAAUUCCCAGGUUGUGUUUUAUUUUUGUUGUUUUUAUUUAUUUGCACGUAAAGUUAUUGGCCGUGUUCUGAGUCUGUAUUGUUCCUGAGAAGAAGAAAAAAAGUGUCUGGUGAAGUGAAAGGACCAUCUGCUGUUCAAUUUGCAUGUUAAGUGCAAAGUAAUUUCUUUUUUUUAUAUAAAGAAACCUCUCAGUGGGA